AUGCAGGCUGGCAAGAUCGUACAGCGGCCGUCUGGCAACGGAACACCCAUCUUGCAGCCCGUGACACCUGUAGACAAGCCCUCGGAAGGAUCUCCUCACAGCAUUCUCGCCUCUGCGGCAGCAGCUGUUUCACUAGACCACGCACAGAGCUCGUCAUCCUCAACUUCCGCAGCGUCGAAAGGAAAACCUGCUACAUCAAAUCCGACCGCAUCGACUCGCUCAAAGACCAUCGUCCUCACCGAUGCAGGCCGUGCGCCGUGGUACAAUUCAGUCGGCGAACCCGUCCCUGCCUACGUCGUUGGCAUCGCAGGUGGAUCCGCCAGUGGAAAGACCUCGGUAGCAAGAGAGAUCCUCAAGAAGCUGCCCAAUGUGCCUUGGGUCGCCAUCGUCAGUCAAGAUGCGUAUUACAAGUCGCUAACCCCUGAGCAACACAAGCUCGCCCACCAGGAACAGUAUGAUUUCGAUCACCCGGACGCUUUCGACUACGACAUCCUCAAGCAGUGCAUCAAGGAUUUGCGAGGCGGCAAGUCGGUCGAGAUCCCCGUUUACAGCUUCGUACAGCACCAGAGGACUUCAGAGACAAACUACCUCUAUGGCCCAGCAGUGCUGAUCGUGGAAGGCAUCUUUGUGCUUCACGAUCCCGAGAUUCGCGAGCUGCUCGAUCUCAAGGUGUAUGUUCAAGCCGACUCCGACUUGAUGCUGGCGAGAAGGAUCAAAAGGGACAUUGUCGAGAGGGGCCGAUCCGUCAACUCAGUUCUGGAUCAGUAUCUGCGCUACGUCAAACCUGCUUUCGACACUUUUGUCUCGGCUACUGCAAGGCAUGCAGACAUGAUCGUGCCCGGCUCGCACAACGAGGUCGCCAUCGAGGUCAUCAGUCAGCACAUGGAGAAGCAGCUCCGCAAUCGAUCGAGAAAGCUGCGUGCAGAGUUCUACAAGACGCCGGCGACACAGAUUGCCACUUCAGCCGCCAAAGACGCGCAUGUGGCUCCGAUGAGCCCAUACGAGGGCCUCGGCUCGCCCAACGAACGUCGAACGAGCUUUGCCAAUAUCAAGCCAAGCCUCAAACGCGAUCAGUCGUUCGGCUUGUCAGCGCCAUACUCUACCUCCAGCACAUCUGCAGCUGACGAAGCAGGACUGCCACCGAACGUCAUCCUCCUCGCUCAGACACCACAACUGCAAAGCUUGCUCACUAUCCUCCACGACCGAUCCACGCCCACGUCGGAAUUCACAUUCGCCUGCAAGCGGGUCGGCACGCUCGUCGUUGAGCUCGCCACCACACUGCUGCCCUACAAGGAGAAGGAAGUCACUAUUCACGGCGGACGCAAACACAUCGGCCACGAAAUCAACGUCUCCACCCUGUGCUCUGUCUCGAUCCUUCGCUCGGGUGCCGUACUCGAACCCUCGCUGCGCCGCGCCUUCCCAGCCAUGUCGCUCGGCAGCCUUCUCAUCCAGUCGAACGAGGAAGACGGCGAGCCCCAUCUCUACGACGUUUCUCUGCCGUCUUUCAUUCGUCGCCGCGAAACAGCCGAAAAGUCAUGGGUCUUCUUGCUAGAUGCUCAGAUCGGAACGGGCGCUGCGGCAUUCAUGGCCAUUCGCGUGCUUCUGGACCACUCGGUCCCGGAGGACCAAAUCAUCUUUGUCACCCUUCUGGCAAGCUCGCAGGGUGGCAUUCAUGCCCUGAACCGUGCUUUCCCGCGUGUUCGAAUCGUCGUGGCGGGCGUCGAUCCGGGGCUGCAGAAGCUGCGGAUUCCUUGGCAGACAGCAACUUCCAGCGGCGCAUCUGCAAACAAGCAAGAUCGAGACGUGUCCUCAGAGUCAUUGCACAACGCUGCAGUGGACGAAGAUGACCUCUCCCCAGGAUUCAAUCGGAAUGACAACCUGCACAUGCUGGCUUCGCCUCCGCUGCUCAGCAUCGAUCGUCGGUUCGUAAGCAAUGACGAGGCCAAGCAACGUUCGCAGGCUCAAAGGCAGGGCAGCGUGGGCCAAUCGCCUGCGAAGGGCAGCCGCGUCGUGUUUGCCAUCACGCCGGGCUGCGGCUCCAUUGGCGACCGCUUCUGGGGCACCGGAUCGCGUUGA
Messenger RNA from Kalmanozyma brasiliensis GHG001, 2076 nucleotides. Its product is annotated as Phosphoribulokinase/uridine kinase. Gene Ontology annotation, cellular component: cytoplasm. NCBI's taxonomy places the organism in Eukaryota, Fungi, Basidiomycota, Ustilaginomycetes, Ustilaginales. The coding region runs from base 1 to 2076 and encodes 691 amino acids. The record is from RefSeq and is a predicted model, not a curated record. The transcript has a single exon. Gene Ontology annotation, molecular function: ATP binding; kinase activity.